AUGACAACCGUCGCAGCACCUCAGGGUGUUGCAACCCAACUCUCUGUUCACGGACUUGUAGGAAUCACUUGGGCCGGUGCUGCCUUGGGCAUCAUUUUCACCUCUAUCCGAGUGGCCAUCCGUCUAAGUUUGAUGAAACGAUUGAUGAUUGACGACUACUUUGUUCUCCUGGCAUUGUUCUUUCUCAUUGUCAAUGCCAUUCUUCAGACUCUCCAGGCACCACACCUAUACUACAUGAUUCUUGAUGUGACCGGCCCUGACAUCGUCUACCACGGGACACACUACACAUAUUACGAAUUCGCUAUAAUUGGUGUUUUCUGGUCAGUGUUGUGGAGUAUAAAGGGGUCAUUCCUCGCACUAUUCUGGAUGAUAUCCGAUGGGCUCCCUCGGUAUCGAGCAUUUUGGUGGGGGACUACAGUCUUCGCUGUGCUGGCAUACAUUGGUUGCUGGUUUGCAUCGGUGUUUACAUGUCACCCAGCAACGGACUACUUCAAAUUCGGAGCGUGUACAAAACCCAUCGAUCAAAAGGGAUCGGUUAUCUCGAUAUGUUACAGCACCUCAGUUGAUAUCAUCACAGAUCUAUUAAUUAUGUCGCUACCGCUCCGUCUGCUCUGGAAAGCGAGAAUCAAUACUCAGCAAAAGAUUGGGCUCGUCGUCGUCUUUUUACUUAGCUUCAUCGUCAUCGCUGCCGCGAUCGUCAGAGCAGUUGAGAUCACAGGAAAGGCAUAUUCGGACCAAGCAGCCCUCGCAGUAUGGGGAAUUGCGGAAUCAAGCAUCUCUAUGAUAGUUGGCUGUCUCCCUCCCUUCAAGUCUCUUAUAUCAAGCAAGUCCACCGCGAGUCAAUACGCGUACGGGUCUUCCAACUUCAAUGCAAACUCUUAUGAUCGAAGCGCAUCAACACGCGCAAAGAAGAAAACCGCUACCGCUAGUUGGAGUGAGGUUGCUCUGCCGCUCCAAGACCGUCGGGCAUAUCAGAAUCUGGAGAAUGACAUAUAUGAGCGGAACGUCCAUAUCAGUGGCGGCCAGAAUAUGGGUGCCUCACAACCAAAGAAUACUCGAGGGCCUGGAUCGGAUGACGAGUUGAGCGGUGAUAUCAAUAUGGUGAAAGAAUUUAGCGUAGUCUCGAAUCCGAGAUAG
Molecule: messenger RNA, 1137 nt
Organism: Penicillium macrosclerotiorum
Lineage: Eukaryota; Fungi; Ascomycota; Eurotiomycetes; Eurotiales; Aspergillaceae
Exons: 5
Coding region: 1-1137 (378 amino acids)
Source: RefSeq, a predicted model, not a curated record